AUGCUUGUGACCCGUGCUUGCGUGGUGGUCGGCAGCGGUGGCGCUGGCGGCGGCGGUGGUAACGAUGAACGAAUGUACUCGGAUAUCGAAAGUUUUUCAAGUGAUGAACGAGGUCAUAUGAAAAAGACAAACAAGCCGAUGAUGGAAAAGAAACGACGUGCUCGGAUCAAUCAUUGCCUCAGUGAAUUGAAGGAGAUACUGAUAUGUGAUAAACAUGCGUCAGCCGGACACGCAAAAUGGGAAAAAGCUGACAUCCUCGAAAUGACUGUAGACUAUCUCAAGAAAUUACGAAAUCUUCGAGACCAGCCUUCCACACAAACCGUCACAACUUCUGUACCAGCUACUGCCGAAACGUUCUCGUCGCAAGGAAAAAGGUGUGACUCGAACCCCACAUCUGCUGCAUCGUCACCAUCCAGGGCUGAAUCGAGCUCUGAUGGGCCUACUACUGCGAAACGACGACGUUCUUCCUCAUCGUCACCGCCCACAUCGCAAGAGUCGCGCAGUUUCCUACCAGCAACGUCAACGUCGACACCUCUUUCGCUGCCAACGCUUCCCGCUCGAGUUACACCGAUGGUUUCUCCGCCGAUGAGGCCUCCUACGGGGUUCAGUUUUAUGGCACAGCAUUUGUUAGCACUACAAUAUCAACAGAAUUUGAAAAUGGCGACUAUUGCUCCGGGAAUUUUGCCCGCAGUGGCUCCAGUUCAUCCCUUUACGGCAAUGACGACCAUUCCAUGGAGGACUAUGUGA
This is a messenger RNA of Necator americanus (New World hookworm), 747 nucleotides long. RefSeq lists its product as uncharacterized. Gene Ontology annotation, biological process: anterior/posterior pattern specification; regulation of transcription by RNA polymerase II; regulation of neurogenesis. The record is from RefSeq and is a predicted model, not a curated record. The transcript is spliced from 5 exons. Lineage: Eukaryota; Metazoa; Nematoda; Chromadorea; Rhabditida; Ancylostomatidae. The coding region runs from base 1 to 747 and encodes 248 amino acids. Gene Ontology annotation, cellular component: nucleus. Gene Ontology annotation, molecular function: DNA-binding transcription factor activity, RNA polymerase II-specific; RNA polymerase II cis-regulatory region sequence-specific DNA binding; protein dimerization activity.